Rhodotorula toruloides NP11 is the source of this 1620-nucleotide messenger RNA. Its product is annotated as isocitrate lyase. The record is from RefSeq and is a predicted model, not a curated record. Gene Ontology annotation, biological process: carboxylic acid metabolic process. The transcript has 9 exons. NCBI's taxonomy places the organism in Eukaryota, Fungi, Basidiomycota, Microbotryomycetes, Sporidiobolales, Sporidiobolaceae. Bases 1 to 1620 code for a protein of 539 amino acids. Gene Ontology annotation, molecular function: isocitrate lyase activity.
AUGGUCCAGUCAUUCGAGGCACAGGAAGACCAGCUCUUCAAGGAGCAGGUCGAGCAGGUCAAGCAGUGGUGGAAGUCGCCGCGCUUCAAGGGCCUCGUCCGCCCGUACUCGGCAGAGGACGUCGUCUCGAAGCGGGGCACGCUCGAGAUCCAGUACCCGUCCGGCGUCCAGGGCAAGAAGCUGUGGAACAUGCUCAACCAGAAGUUCAAGGACGGCCUCCCCAGCCACACCUACGGAGCGCUCGACCCCGUCCAGGUCACGCAGAUGGCCAAGUACCUCGAGACGGUCUACGUCUCGGGAUGGCAGUCGUCGUCGACCGCGUCGUCGACCAACGAGCCCGGUCCCGACCUCGCCGACUACCCCUCCAACACGGUCCCGAACAAGGUCGAGCACUUGUUCAUGGCCCAGCUCUUCCACGACCGCAAGCAGCGCGAGGCUCGCUCCCGCAUGUCGCCCGAGGAACGCGCAAAGACGCCCUACAUCGACUACCUCCGCCCCAUCGUCGCCGACGCCGACACUGGACACGGUGGCUUGACCGCCGUCAUGAAGCUCACCAAGAUGUUUGUCGAGAAGGGCGCCGCCGGUAUCCACGUCGAGGACCAGAUGCCCGGAACGAAGAAGUGCGGUCACAUGGCCGGCAAGGUCCUCGUCCCGAUCUCUGAGCACAUCAACCGCCUCCUCGCCAUCCGCCUUCAGUACGACAUCAUGGGCGUCGAGAAUCUCGCCGUCGCUCGCACCGACGCCGAAGCCGCGACGCUCCUCUCGUCCAACGUCGACGAGCGCGACCACCCCUUCAUCCUCGGCUCGACCAACUCGGACCUCGACGAGGACCUCGUCACGGUCAUGUCUCGCGCCGAGCGCAACAACGUCGUCGGCGAGGCUCUGCAAAAAGUCGAGGACGACUGGAUCAAGUCAGCCAACCUCAUGCUCUACUCGGACUGCGUCGCUGCCGCCGCCAAGAAGAAGGGCGCGUCGCAGAGGAAGAUCGACGAGUUCGUCAAGCAGUCGGCGCAUGUCUCGCACUCCAAGGCCAAGAAGCUCGCGAGUCAGUUGCUCGGCGUCGACCCGUACUGGAACUGGGACACUCCCCGUACUCGCGAGGGUUUCUACCGCUACCAGGGCGGAACCCAGUGCGCCAUCAACCGCGCUGUCGCCUUCGCGCCGUACUGCGACCUCUUGUGGAUGGAGACCAAGAACCCCGACUACAAGCAGGCGAAGGAGUUUGCCGAGGGCGUCCACGCCGUCUACCCCGACCACUGGCUCGCCUACAACCUCUCGCCCUCGUUCAACUGGUCGGCUGCCGGCCUCAACGAGGACCAGAUGAAGAGCUACGUUUGGGACUUGGGCAAGCUCGGCUUUUGCUGGCAGUUCAUCACCCUCGCGGGUCUUCACUCGAACGCCUACAUCUCCGACUUGUUCGCCAAGGGCUUCUCCAAGGAGGGCAUGAAGGCCUACGUCAACAUCGUCCAGUCCAAGGAGCGCGAGAUCGGCUGCGACGUCCUCACUCACCAGAAGUGGUCUGGCGCCGACUACGUCGACAACCUCCUCAAGACCGUCACGGGCGGUAUCUCGUCUACCGCCGCAAUGGGCGCUGGCGUCACCGAGUCGCAGUUCAAGUAG